AUGGACGCAGAGCUGACUGUCAACAGCACUUUUGUUGUUAAUGACAUACAUCCCUGCUAUGAAUCACAUAAUUCAACUUACUUGUUUACAAGCAACCCUUCAGUAAUAUGUGUUUCGGUGUAUAUUUUCCUUGGCUCAUUAUCCAUUGCGACAAUAUGUGGAAACCUCCUUGUUAUAAUCUCUAUUGGUUACUUCCAACAGCUCCACACUCCCACUAACUACCUGAUCCUCUCUCUGGCUGUGGCCGACCUGCUUGUUGGAGUUUUAGUUUUUCCCUUCAGCAUGGCGUUCACUGUCACCUCAUGUCUGGUUCAUGAAAAUGUAUUUUACAGAUAUUAUGCAGUUUGUCAGCCGCUGACGUACAGAAGUAAAAUAAAUGUCCGUGUCGCAGUGAUCAUGAUCCUGGUGAGCUGGGGUAUCUCUGUUCUAAUCGGGGUCAUUAUAAUAUUUGCAGGAUCCAGCCAGGGGACAUGUGAAGAACUGUGCUCUGUUUAUGUUGUCAUAGCGAAUACUAUGGGUCCUGUUUUCUCUUUUUACCUCCCAGCGAUAAUAAUACUCAGUAUCUACUUUAAAAUCUUCCUUGUUGCUCAGAAACAGUUGAGCAGCAUCCAGAGCACAAAGUCUGAAGCAGCCGUCAGUAAGAUGGAGAGGAAGGCCACCAAAACUCUAGCUACUGUUAUGGGAGUUUUUCUUUUGUGUUUGACUCCUUUCUUUUUAUGCAUCGUCUUUCAGCCUUUGGCUUAUUAUCCCCCACCCGUCCCUGUGAUCGAGACACUGAACUGGCUCACGCUGUCCAAUUCAAUGCUGAAUCCCUUAAUUUAUGCUUUUUUUUACAGCUGGUUCAGGUCGGCUUUCAAAAUCAUUAUUUCUGGAAAAAUAUUCCGAGGUGACUUUGCCAACAGUAAAUUAUUUUAA
Molecule: messenger RNA, 915 nt
Organism: Limanda limanda (common dab)
Lineage: Eukaryota; Metazoa; Chordata; Actinopteri; Pleuronectiformes; Pleuronectidae
Product: trace amine-associated receptor 1-like
Exons: 2
Coding region: 1-915 (304 amino acids)
Biological process (GO): G protein-coupled receptor signaling pathway
Cellular component (GO): membrane
Molecular function (GO): trace-amine receptor activity
Source: RefSeq, a predicted model, not a curated record